This is a messenger RNA of Trichechus manatus latirostris (Florida manatee), 1436 nucleotides long. RefSeq names its product mitochondrial transcription termination factor 3 (gene MTERF3). The record is from RefSeq and is a predicted model, not a curated record. Gene Ontology annotation, biological process: regulation of DNA-templated transcription; mitochondrial transcription; mitochondrial ribosome assembly. Gene Ontology annotation, cellular component: mitochondrion. The coding region runs from base 106 to 1359 and encodes 417 amino acids. Lineage: Eukaryota; Metazoa; Chordata; Mammalia; Sirenia; Trichechidae. Gene Ontology annotation, molecular function: double-stranded DNA binding. The transcript is spliced from 8 exons.
AGCCGCGGACCGGCCGGCGGGCUGCGUGUCUGGAGUGGGCGCGGGGCCGGCCAUCUAGGCUGUCGCGACGCGGGGCAGGCCUCGCCACAGGCAACUUUAAGAAAAAUGGCCCUGUCAGCCCAACGGGUACCCAGAUGGUUCAGUGCAAUUAAGUUGAGUAGCUUCAUUAAUGCUACACAAAUCAGAAGACUUUUUCUGAGACCAAGGUAUACAUUGCUGUAUGGCUUUUCUGCUCAGCCUCAGAUGUCCUCUGACAAUUGUUUGGUCCAGCGGAGAAUUAAGACUUACAGGACUUCCUCCUUAUGGAAUAGUUCCCAGUCCACCAACUCAAGUAGGGAAGACAAUAAUUCUGUACAAAGCACUCUGCUUCCUUCCGUGAAUGAACAGCCACAGGAGCCACAAAAGAUACCCAACAGUGAUUCUGAGUUGUCUCUAGAAGGACUGGAAGAUCUGCCUCCAUUGUCUCCAUUGCAGCCAAUUUCCGAGGAGGAGGCUAUUCGAAUUAUUGCAGACCCUCCAUUGCCCCCUGUUUCAUUCACACUUCGAGACUAUGUGGAUCAUUCUGAGACUCUGCAGAAGUUAGUGCUUCUAGGAGUGGAUUUGUCCAAGAUAGAAAAACAUUCGGAUGCAGCCAACCUCCUUUUGAGACUGGAUUUUGAAAAAGACAUUAAGCAGAUACUCCUGUUUCUUAAGGAUUUGGGUAUAGAGGAUAACCAGCUGGGAUCAUUCCUGACUAAGAAUUAUGCAAUUUUCUCUGAAGACCUUGAAAAUCUUAGGACCAGGGUGACUUAUCUACAGUCAAAAAAUUUCAGUAAGGCAGAUAUUGCACAGAUGGUCAGAAAUGCACCAUUUUUGCUGAAUUUUUCAGUGGAAAGGCUGGAUAACAGAUUGGGAUUUUUUCAGAAAGAACUUGAACUUAGUGUGAAGAAGACUAGAGAUCUGGUAGUUCGUCUCCCAAGGCUACUAACUGGAAGUCUGGAGCCUGUGAAAGAAAAUAUGAAGGUUUAUCACCUUGAAUUUGGUUUUAAACGUAAUGAGGUUCAACAUAUGAUCACCAGAAUCCCAAAGAUGUUAACUGCAAAUAAAAGGAAACUCACCGAGACGUUUGACUAUGUGCACAAUGUGAUGGGCAUCCCCCACUACAUCAUUGUCAGGUUCCCGCAGGUAUUUAAUACAAAGUUGUUUAAAGUCAAAGAAAGACAUUUGUUUCUUACCUACUUAGGAAGAGCACAGUAUGAUCCAGCAAAACCUAACUACAUCUCUUUGGACAAAUUAGUAUCUAUUCCUGAUGAAAUAUUUAGUGAAGAGGUUGCCAAAGCCUCAGUACAGGACUUUCAAAAAUUCUUAAAGACUCUUUAGUUUUUGAUAAAUGUUAAAAUGUAAUAAUAUAAAGUGAAUGUAUAUGUAAACAAAUGACUAUAUUUAAAAUAAAUGCC